GCGGGAGUCGCCGCGCCGCGACCCGGACGCUUCGCCAAACCCUCCUCCGCCAUCUUCCCCGCCGCCACCGCUUCACCCGGCGCCGGGUAAACAGCGAGAUGAGAAAAAAACGGCUCUGAGCAAGGUGGUUAUUCGACGGCUUCCUCCUUGUCUAACUAAGGAGCAACUGGAGGAACAGCUACAUCCUCUACCUGCCCAUGAUUAUUUUGAGUUUUGCACUGCUGAUCCCAGGUUUGGAGUAUCCUGCAGUGGUUGAAUUUGCUCCAUUCCAGAAGAUUUCAAAAAAGAAGCUGAAGAAGAAAGAUGCCAAGGCUGGGAGCAUUGAAGACGAUCCAGAAUAUAGGAAAUUUUUAGAGAGCUAUUGUGCUGAUGAAGAGAAAAUCUGUGCCAAUCCUGAGAUUCUUUUGGGAGAGAUUGAGGCCAAAACAAGGGAACUCAUUGCUAGAAGAACAACACCCCUUUUGGAAUAUAUUAAAAAUAGAAAAUUAGAAAAGCAGAGGAUACGAGAAGAGAAAAGAGAAGAAAGAAGGCGGAGAGAAUUGGAGAAGAAACGUCUGCGGGAAGAAGAGAAAAGAAAGCGCAGAGAAGAGGAAAGACGUAAAAGAAAAGAAGUGGAGAAGCAGAAGAAAAUUUCUGAAAAAGAAAUAAGGAUCAAGCUUCUCAAGAAGCCUGAAAAAGGAGAUGAACUGGCCAGUGAAAAGCACAAAGAAAAAGGUGAAGAAGCUGACAUUGAGGAAAACAAAUGGGAUAAAUCACCUGGAUCUGGGAGUAUAAAAUCCAAAUCUUUGGAGGGUUCACUAAAAGAACUUAAGGAAAAGUCACAAAAUGAUAGUGACAAAGAGCAAAGAGAUUUGGAGAGAAGAUUUCGAGAAAAAGAACCUGAAAGACAAAGGUAUCGAUUGGAUGAUGGCAGAAAGCAUAGAGCUCACUAUGAGUUUGACAAGUUUGUGAGAAGGAAUGAAGAAGAGCUGAAAUGGGGGAAAGGAUACAACCCAGACAGAGGAAAGAAAGGGAACUACAACUACAGCUUCACUGUGGAGGCAGUAGACAAACUGGGUAAAGAGGACAAGUGUGAUGACAUGGCAUCCAAAAAGGAGCGCAUAAGAAAUAAGGAUCGCCCAGCCAUGCAGUUAUACCAGCCAGGAGCUCGCAUUCGAACACAUAUGGGAUCUACAAGUAAAACCUAUGACUGCAGUGGGAAAUCCUUUGAAGAUGUCCUUGAUAAAAAGUACGAGGCAGAUAAUUCAGCUGGCGGUGGUUCUGAGAAGAGCGAAGAAGCAGAAUAAAACAAACGGGAGGAAAGACUUGUGAAAAGGGAUGAACUUAAGAUUCAGUGUCAUCACAAAAAAAUUCCACAGGGCUGUUUCAGAAUUCCACAGGCGAUUGCACCAACAAAAUUAUAAUAGCUCUGCCUCUUACUUUCUGUAAAAUAAAGGGAAGAGUGACUGGAGAUGUAUAAAGUAUCUUACAGCAAAGGAGUAUUGUUGCUUUUUUACAAAAAGCAGUGCAAACACCAUUUGCCUCAUUUAAAAGCAGUUCAAUAUUUUAUUAGAUUUACCUUGAAAUAGAAAAAGUAAUAGUUUUAAAGGAGUAUUUAUAUAAGACUUUUCAGAAGCUAUUUCACCUUUUCAAGUCUAAAGAAACAAAAUAUAAAUUUGCAUCAGCUUGAAAUCUGAGGCACUUUAAAUGUAUUUGGUGCAUGACGUGAGGGUCACAGGACCCCUUCCUGCAAAUGGCAGCGGCAGAGGCUGCUGCAGGGAGUUGCUGUUGGACUCGGUGGGACCAGCCCUGGGAGGAAGCUCUGGAGCCAGCAGUGUUUGCAGGAUGAGGCCCACAGUUUGCACAGUUGUGAGAAAUGUCCGUUGGUAUCCGUACCUCAUUGUGUUUACGUUGUUUUUCAAUUAACUAUAGCGUCAGAUAAGUGUUGGUAAAGCUACAAGUAUGUUGUUAGAGAGUUUUGCAUUUUCUGAGCCACUUUUGCCUUUUAUGUUUUAAUAGAUUCUUGUGCUUAAAACAGAAGAAAGCUAACGCAAACCUCAGCACUUAUACAGUAUAUCUGGUUUUAAUAAAUUAGCUGUUUUUUAUGUUUUUUGACACUGACUUUUAAAAAAAAGUGGUUGUACAGUGAUGACUUUUUAAUAUGCUAAUGUUUCAUAUAAGUUCCAGUUGCAGGAUUUGGAAAAUGUAUGAUAUGCGAAUGCUCUGCAGUUCUAUUUGUUAAAAAAAUAAACACACAUGAAUGUCAACUGCAAACUACCAUUUUGUAAGAUCUAGGCCAAAUUCUGCCCUCUGAUGCAGGCACAUCGGUAUAUAUAUGUGUGUGUAUAUAUAUAUCUUCCAUUGGUUUCAACGGUAGCCGCAUGUUUACAGAAGGGCAGAAUAUGUUCAUUUAUCUUUCAUGGCUGAAAAUUUCUUAGUUGUCUGAAACUGAGACCUGCUUUGUCGUUGAAGUUAAAUUUUAAGAUAUUAAUUUAUUUUUACAUCCUCUUUGAACAUUUUAUUAUUAAGCAUAACAUCUAAUUGUUCUAGAUUGAAAAAUUAUUUAUUGUAUUUUCCCAGAUAUUAUGCAUUAAAUAGAAUAAAAGCAAAAAGAUUUUGACUAUGA
Messenger RNA from Harpia harpyja (harpy eagle), 2605 nucleotides. RefSeq names its product UPF3A regulator of nonsense mediated mRNA decay (gene UPF3A). The record is from RefSeq and is a predicted model, not a curated record. Gene Ontology annotation, biological process: nuclear-transcribed mRNA catabolic process, nonsense-mediated decay; positive regulation of translation. The transcript has 9 exons. Gene Ontology annotation, cellular component: nucleolus; cytoplasm. The coding region runs from base 198 to 1286 and encodes 362 amino acids. Lineage: Eukaryota; Metazoa; Chordata; Aves; Accipitriformes; Accipitridae. Gene Ontology annotation, molecular function: telomeric repeat DNA binding.